AUGCAAUACCACACCGAACUUAGCCAACAUCUCUCACUGCCAAAAGAUAGGUGCCAAACACCUCUUAACAAUCCACAGAAGGCAAACCCCGCCAUCAAAAAAAUUCUCAUCCGUCUCUGUUUAUCUCUUCACCCUCACGACGUCAGGUGUGUGUUCUUCCCUGACUCCGGCAACAGCACACACAAGCAGCGCACCACCACCUGUCUCCACCAAAUAUGCAAUCGACGCCCUGGAAGUCCACCUUUCCCGUCACACACAAGUAGCCCUAACUCGAAGAUCUCCCCGGCUUUGAAAAUCGAGGAUGGCACGGGGAAACACGCGUUUAUUUGGUUAGGGUUUACAGAGAGGAACAAGGCAUUUCAUUUCAAUGUGGCAUUGUCGGAUCAUGAGAAGUAUGUGAAGAGAGAGAUUGAGAAGGAUGUCGAUGUAGCCAGCGACGAGAGUCAUAUUAAUAUCCAUCCUGCUGUAAAUCACAGAUUGAAGGAGCGUGAAACCAUUCGAAUCACUGUAAAAAACAAACCUGCAAGUGGAGCUGUGAUGCUUUCAUCUGCAGGAUUAUCUGAAAAGAUUAAGCCACUCAGCCUUGCUCCUCCACCCGAGAAGGUUAAGUCUAAGCGUCUAGGCCUUGAUCCUCCACCAGUUGAUUCCGGGAAAAUUAGGUCUCCUAUCCCACCUCCACCCAAUGAUCCUACUGCUGUUCGGAUGACUUCUACAACUCAUAACAUUGAUGCAAGGAAUUCUACAGAUGCUUUCACAGAUUUCUCUCAUCUCAAGGUAUGUCCAAACAAGCACCAAUCUGAAGCAGAAAACUUUCAUAAUGGGCGCCUUUUAGAGAGUGAGACAUACAUUGGUGGCCAUGUGGAUUGUUUGGAAACUGGUGUCUUCAGAUCCGACCUUCCAACUUCUUUCAAACUUGAUUCAUCUGCUUUCACUCAACUUAUCGAAAACCUUGAUCGGGAUCUUCAUUAUGCUAUUAAAGUGGAGGGUAAAAUGGACAUGUAA
Molecule: messenger RNA, 1002 nt
Organism: Lactuca virosa
Lineage: Eukaryota; Viridiplantae; Streptophyta; Magnoliopsida; Asterales; Asteraceae
Source: the annotation of a GenBank genome assembly